Zasmidium cellare ATCC 36951 is the source of this 1572-nucleotide messenger RNA. RefSeq lists its product as uncharacterized. Gene Ontology annotation, cellular component: plasma membrane. The record is from RefSeq and is a predicted model, not a curated record. Gene Ontology annotation, molecular function: transmembrane transporter activity. Bases 1 to 1572 code for a protein of 523 amino acids. Lineage: Eukaryota; Fungi; Ascomycota; Dothideomycetes; Mycosphaerellales; Mycosphaerellaceae. The transcript has 3 exons. Gene Ontology annotation, biological process: transmembrane transport.
AUGAAGCUCCCCUUCCUCUCCUCUGAGAAACACGGCAGUGGCGACUCACCCCCCGCCUCCCUCGAUACUAAGCAACAAGUCCACUACGAGCAAAACUACCCCGGCGCCAACACCGGAGUCUCAGCAGAAGAAGCAGGACUCGGCUACCCUACCACCGGCGCCUACGAUGAAGACCUGCCCGUUCCCUGCCCGCCGCACACCACGGAAAGAAAGCUGGUCACCAAGAUCGACCUCCACGUCGUUCCAUUUCUCUGCGUGCUGUACCUCGCCGCCUUCCUCGACAGAAUCAACAUCUCAAACGCUAAUGUCUUCGGCCUCUCGGAAGAUCUCAAGCUCGAAGGGGACCAGUUCAACACAGCUCUGGUGAUCUUCUUCGUGCCGUAUGUGCUGUUUGAGAUCCCGAGCAACGUUUUGUUGAAGCGGUUCAAGCCACAUAUCUGGCUGAGUGGCAACAUGUUCAUGUUUGGAUUCGUUACGAUCAUGCAGGGACUGGUCCAGAACUACAGUGGGCUACUCGCCACGAGGUUCUGGCUCGGAUUUUUCGAGACUGGGAUGUUUCCAGGAUGUUUCUAUUUAAUAGGGAUGUGGUAUCGUCGACAUGAAGCGCAAAAACGAUAUUCGUUCUUUUUCAGCUCGACAACGUUAGCGGGAGCCUUCGGCGGUCUCCUGGCCGCGGCCAUUGGCAAAAUGGACGGAGUUGCAGGCUAUCAAGGCUGGCGCUGGAUCUUCAUUCUCGAAGGCUGUGGCACCGUCCUACUCUCGUUUAUCUUCUUCUUCACCCUCCCAGGCUUUCCGGAGCAGGUCAAGUGGCUAUCGCAAGAAGAGAAGAACUAUGUCAGCGCCAGACUCCGAGUCGAUCAGGGCAAAUCGGCGGUCGAGCGGUCCAUCACGAUCAAGGAUGUCGGGAAAGUGUUCAAGGACUACAAAGUCGUCGUGGCGGGCUUCAUGUACUUCGGGCUUAUCGUUCCAGCUUACAGCUACGCGUACUUCAGCCCCGGCAUUAUUCAAGGCUACGGGUACGGCAAGAUCCAGACACAACUACACAGCGUCCCUCCGUGGGCCGCCGCCUUCGGCUUCGCUAUGUUAAUGGCCACGAUCUCGGAUUACACGAAACACCGCUUCGCGUACGCCGUCUUCAGCAUCUGUGUGGCGAUCACUGGCUUCGGGAUCCUAAUCGCGGUACACGACUAUCGGAGCUUGCAAUACGGCGCCUUAUUCAUGGUGACCAUGGGAACAUACACCGCAAUGCCCAUCAUCGUCUGCUGGUUCAACAUGAACCUAGGAGGCCACCACCGCCGCGCGGUGGGUUCCGCAUGGCAAGUUGGCUUUGGCAAUAUCGGUGGGAUCAUCGCCGUCUACGCCUUCCUCAAAAAGGACGGUCCGAAGUACAUCCCGGGCUACAGCAUCUGCAUCGCCUUCACCAUCCUCAGCAUCAUCGCGUGCGUCAUCUACGGCCUGGGCUGUUGGGCGGAGAACAAGAAGCGGGAUAGCCAGGCGACGGAUGUGGGGCUGACGGAGUGGGAGAAGACGGAGAUGGGGGAUAAGAGUCCUGAUUAUAGGUACUUGCUGUAG